AGUCAAUGAUUGCUACCUUCAGAUCAAACUUUGAACUUGUUUAUUUUUUGGGUGACGGGAGUGAGCCUUCCUGGGCUCACCAUCCCCUGCCAGAACCACCACUGCUUCCCAGGGUUACUCUGCAGCAGCUUCAGUGGCUGAAAGUGAAAACUGAACAAAGGGAUUAAAUUUUGAGAUUUCUGAGGCCUACAACUUCAUCACUUGAUAAGCAGAAGGAAAAUGCAAAACUCAAGUUAUUUUUCUUCAUUUUCACUCUAUUUGUAGCAUAAGAUGCUAUAUGUUUCUAGACAAACAUAUUGUUGAAUAAUGACUUUUACUGGAAAAACAAAAUGACACAGCAUUUUUGUGUAAAAAGUAUCAUUACAUGAAUGAUAGCAUGUAAAAUAUGAAGGGCUGUCAAUCUACUUAUUAUAUGUUUGUACAAUCUGGUAUUAAAAUGCUUUCACCAGAAGAUGUUCUGCGAAAAGAUCUGAAGUUGGUUCAUGGUUGUCCCAUGCCUUGUGCUUUUGUGAGCAACUGGGAAAAGAUUGAACAGUUUUGUAGUAGACCAGAUGACAUUGUGAUAGCCACUUAUCCUAAAUCAGGUAAUACUUGGAUUAGUGAAAUUGUAGACAUGAUUCUUAAUGAUGGAGAUAUUGAAAAAUGUAAGCGAGAUGUUAUUACCAAAAAAGUUCCAAUGUUGGAAAUGUCAGUCCCUGGAGUAAGGACAUCAGGUGUAGAAGAAUUAGAGAAGAAUCCAUCACCCCGGAUUGUGAAAACACAUCUACCGACUGAUCUUCUUCCUAAGUCUUUCUGGGAGAACAACUGCAAGAUUAUUUAUGUGGCUCGUAAUGCUAAGGAUGUUUCAGUCUCAUAUUACCAUUUCGACUUAAUGAAUAAUUUACAACCUUUUCCUGGUACCUGGGGAGAAUAUCUGGAAAAAUUCAUAGCUGGAAAAGUGAGCUAUGGUUCCUGGUUUACUCAUGUUAAAAACUGGUGGAAUAUAAAGGAAGAACACCCAAUACUUUUCUUGUACUAUGAAGAUAUGAAAGAGAAUCCAAAGGAGGAAAUCAAGAAGAUCAUGAGAUUUCUAGAGAAGAACCUGAAUGAUGAGGUCUUGGAUAGGAUCAUCCAUCACACCUCAUUUGAAGUGAUGAAGGACAAUCCUUUGGUGAAUUAUACACAUCUACCAACUACGGUGAUGGAUCAUAGCAAAUCCCCUUUUAUGCGUAAAGGGAUCAUUGGUGACUGGAAGAAUUACUUCACAGUGGCCCAAAAUGAGAAAUUUGAUGCCAUUUACAAGACAGAAAUGUCUGAAACUGCACUUCAAUUCCGCACAGAGAUUUCAAGGGCCUAAAUCAUAAAUCUGAAGAAAGAAGAGACUAUCUAUAUUUGAUUGAAAUAAGGGCAGUUAUUAAUUGAUUUGGGCAAUCAAAUGAAUUUAUAAAGGAGAAUAAUAUGCUUUUAAAACAUUGAUUUUUUUCAGUGUUAUUAAUCACACCCCAAUUUUGUUCCUUUGAUUCUGAGGUUCCAAAUUAUCUAAGGCUAAAGUUGAUUAUUAUCUUUUUGUAACAAAGGAACAAUGUAACAAGCUCUUCCUGCCUUUUCCUACACUAGAACUGAUAAGGAAGAAGGGACAUAUUUUGCUUAAUCUCUCAUAUAUUAGGAUUUAGAAUUAAGUUCUCCUCCCUAGUACCAUGAUCCAAGAAAUGCUGUUUUCAUAAUGACACUAUAUUUUGUAACCCUGCCCCAAUUUCCCUUUGAUGAAAAUUUGACCCAGGACACUGUGUUCCACUGCUGUCUACUGAGUUUCAAGUUGUUCUGAGUCAUAGCUCAUCUUGCAAUGCCUGUAUUUGGAUAACAUACUUCAUGUCCCAGAUCAUGUCCCAGAUCAGAUUUUGGAAGUAUUUUUUUCUACAUCAUACCAAAUGUCAAAGUUUCCCAAGGGCGAACACCUACAAUAGUCUCUGUAGAGUUCUUCCCUGGGAACUGCAGCUCUGUUCUGAGAGCUGGUCCUGAGGGCUGUGACCUGCUUCCUAUGAGGAGUCCUCUUUUACCCAGACCCAUUUGAUAUUCAGAGAAUCACCUACUGCUUUGUUCUGGUCACCAUUUGAGAACUUUAGUUACUUGCUCUUAUGUUUAAAUAUAUUUGGAUACUUUAAUAGCACCUCCAAUACCCUAGACAUGAUCACAGCUUUUGCUGAAAAUUUCCCAAUCUGGUGCCCAGUGAAGACUCUCUACUCUGCCCUCCUGACCCAAUGUUCCUUAAAUUACGUGCUAAUGUCUAUUUGUUUGAUCUAUGGUUUCUUGGAACAUUUAUUUAUCAACUCCACUUUUCCAUUAGAAGUCGUUGUUUAUAUCUUCAUGUGCAGCAAAGUCUUUUUCCUGAGGUCAGAUCACCUGUGCCAAGAUAUAUGGCAAGUCAUGGUUCUCAAACUGAAGCUAGAGUACCUUGGGCCCUUACUUGUUCUGAAAGGGGUGGGGGUGGUGGUUUCUGACACAUUGUUAGACUUUCCUAGCCACAACUAAGGUAGCUAUGGUUUAUGGUAUUUUAACUUCACAGGUGAAUCUCUGCUGUCAGCCAGGAAUAUCUAAAAUAGCUCCUUAAGCUGUAACUUUUCUCUUUUCUAACGCCUGUAAAGGACUAGUCUAAUGUUAACUAUAAACCCACUAGAAGUAGUACACCUAUUAUUCUUGAGAUAGUUGCUUCUAUAGAUAGUUGCUUCUAUAAUAUGUGUUAUGAAGUAUUUUAGAGUAUGUAAUUUGUGUUUAUGUUCCACAGAAACAUAUUUCACAGGAGUUAGUCUUGACUAUCUAGAGGUAUUAUGAACUAGUUUCAGCUUUCUCCAAUACUCUUGUCCACAAGAAGUAAACGAAAAUAAAUCAUGUAUCUAUUUGCUCUAUUAUAUUUGUUAAUUAAUAAAUUAAUGUGGCCUGAAUAUA
Messenger RNA from Callithrix jacchus (white-tufted-ear marmoset), 2922 nucleotides. RefSeq names its product sulfotransferase family 1B member 1 (gene SULT1B1). The record is from RefSeq and is a predicted model, not a curated record. Gene Ontology annotation, molecular function: sulfotransferase activity. NCBI's taxonomy places the organism in Eukaryota, Metazoa, Chordata, Mammalia, Primates, Cebidae.